This is a messenger RNA of Brassica oleracea var. oleracea, 1041 nucleotides long. RefSeq lists its product as uncharacterized. NCBI's taxonomy places the organism in Eukaryota, Viridiplantae, Streptophyta, Magnoliopsida, Brassicales, Brassicaceae. The record is from RefSeq and is a predicted model, not a curated record. The transcript has 8 exons. The coding region runs from base 1 to 1041 and encodes 346 amino acids.
AUGGCAAAUCAAACGGCAGACACCACCGUGCAUGCUUCUCCUCCAUUUUUCUUCAGACAUGUUUCAGAAGGACCAGGAGAUUCCAAGUUAUUGUUUAAGCUAAUCUAUUUCUUGGAAGCUAGAAACAAUCUCAAAGGAGGCAUCCUUAUUGGGCUUGAGUUGCAGAUGAUUGAUGAAGAGCUCAAACGUGGAAGCAUCUACACUCUCACAAACUUCUUUGGAUCCAACAACAAGGUGAUGUAUCGUGUGGCUGAUCAGAAGCUGGUUAUUUGCUUCACACACACCUCUGUCCUGAAAAAGCUUGAAGAAAACAUUGAAGCCAUUUUGGACCAGCGCUUCAAGUUCCAUUCCUAUGCAGAUUUUGAAGCCAACUGCGAUCUAAGAGGGGAUCUUCAUGAUGUUGUUGGUCACCUUAAGUUGGUUGAUGGCCAGCCUCUCCAUCAACGUCCGGCUUUAUGCACCAAGGAUGGCUCAACUUCUCAGAAAAUUAUGGUCCACUUGCAACUUAAGGAUGGUCCAGUUUUGAACAUUUACCUAUGGGACCAGGCUGCGGAAAAUUUCCGACGCAAGUUCGAUGAGAGUGUAACCACCCCAAUCGUUCUGUUGGUUACAACGGUUAAUCCGAAAAGGCUUGGUGUCAACACAUUUGAAGUUGUUAAUGUUGAAACACUCACAAUACGUGAGAUUGUUGCCUUCAUCAAGCAUCAGCCUGCUAAGAUUGCCUACUUUGACUGCAUUGCCACAAUUGAUGACGUUAAGCUUGGGACUGAGUGGUAUUACAUUGCUUGCAAAGUUUGUCAAACAAAGUUAACUCAUGGGCCUACAACGUUGAUGUGUCCAAAGUGCUGCAAUGAAAAUGCUACUGCAUCGGCCAACUUCCGCGUGGAAUUGUCCGUCUAUGAUAAUGAGGAGCAGUGCACUUUCAUCAUUCUUGGCGAUGCUGGGAAAGAGCUAACAGGUCAAAAUGCAACAGAAUUAAUCGAUAUGUAUGCUGAGGAAAAUGGUGGUGAUGGUGCUGACCAUGAGGUCCCACUACCAUGA